GGGAGUGUCUCCUCCUGCUCACUCACAAACACUCACACACACACACACAUACAAGCUUAGGUGGAGUGAGACGCACGGGACGACCUGUCAGGCCUCAGCUCAAACAUUCCUGCCUUCACUCCCACUGGAAUUGAACCUCAAAUCAGGAUGAUGUGCAUGUGACCAAAGCGGGACGAUGUAUGAGGUGAUGUCCGGCGACACCCUGGCCUGGAAGGCGCCCAGUCCCAGAACCAGCGGUACCGACUCAGGCCCAGCUUCACCCCUCAGUGGAGAUGGAGGCGUUGUCAAGAUCCUCAAAGUCUGCUUCUGCACCAACAACACCCUGGGCAAGAACUUCAAGCUGGUCAAGUGUGACAGUUCGUGGCAAAUCCGGGCCAUCAUCCGUUCCAUCCUCAUCAGCGGCCGCCUGGGACCAAAUAUCGAGUACGCAGGCUGUUACGGAAUCCUGUUGAAGCACCUGAAGUCAGAGGAGCUUCACUGGCUCCAUCCUGAUCUGACAGUGGGGGAAGUGGAGCAACGCUAUGAGAGCCAUCAUGUGGAGGCUGAAUGGAGGUAUGACCUCAGAGUCCGAUAUGUUCCGGUCAACUUCCUGGAGAAAUUUAAAGACGAUAGGUCAACAUUACUGUAUUUUUACCAACAGGUGAGGAGCGAUUACAUGCAGUAUCACGCCAGCACGGUCAGUGAUGGCAUGGCACUACAGCUCGGCUGUUUGGAGAUCAGACGAUUCUACAAGGACAUGAACGCCAAAGGCUUGGAGAAGAAGUCCAACUUUGAGCUCUUAGAGAAAGAGGUGGGACUGGACCUGUUCUUCCCUCCACAGCUCAUCAACAGCAUGAAGUCCAAGCAGCUCCGGAAGCUGAUCCAGCAAACCUUCCAGCAGUACGCGACCAUGAAAGAAGACGACUGCAUGAUCAAGUUCUUUGAGACGCUGAGGGAGGUGGUCAGUUACGAAGAAGAGGUCUUCCCCUGUGAGCUGGUGCAAGGCUGGAGUCUGUCCGUGGAGCUGGUCAUUGGUGGCAGAGGGAUUCGACAAAGGACGCAGAAGAACUCAGCGCCCGUGUUCAUGGCCGACUUCAAGCAAAUCAAGAAAAUACAGUGUUUACCUCAGAGCGACGGCAAAGCUCUCAUCAACCUCGACGUGGAAGGGGCCAAACAGCGCCUGUCCAUCAACGUGGCCACUGUCCCCGCGGCCGAGAACAUGAUGGACCUGAUCGACGGAUACUGUCGUCUCGAGAAGAACACGGAUGACUCUGUGAUUUACAGAGCAAAUAAAGAUGCACCUGCUCGAUCUUCACUACCUGAUAUACCCAGUAGCAGAGACACCAGCACUCUCAGGCACAGCAUGGGGUCAGAUAUUUAUUGUGAGAUUCUAGAUGAAAGACCAGUGUCAGCAGCAGUGAAGUACGGCAUCGACCGGCACGACAUCGUCCUGGGACGAAUCCUCGGUGCAGGCUUUUUUGGGGAAGUCUACGAGGGCGUGUACAAACAAGCUGAUGGAGAGAGAGUCAACGUGGCAGUGAAGACCUGCAAAGACUGUUCGCCUGACGUGAUGGAGAAGUUCAUGAGUGAAGCAGUGAUCAUGAAGAACCUGGAUCACCCCCACAUUGUUAAGCUUAUCGGAAUCAUUGAGGAGGAUCCGGUGUGGAUCGUCAUGGAGCUGUACCAGCAUGGAGAGCUCGGGAACUACCUGACCCAGAACAGCGACUUGUUGACCAACACAACCCUGGUUCUGUUCAGUCUGCAGAUCUGCAAAGCCCUGGUCUACCUAGAAGGGGUCAAUAUGGUGCACCGUGACAUUGCAGUUCGGAAUGUCUUAGUUGCAAGUCCAGACUGUGUGAAGCUGGGAGACUUCGGUCUCUCCAGAUACAUUGAGGAUGAAGAAUACUACAAAGCCUCCGUCUCCCGGUUGCCCAUCAAAUGGAUGGCGCCAGAGUCCAUCAACUUCCGUCGUUUCACUGCGGCAAGUGAUGUCUGGAUGUUUGCUGUGUGUGUGUGGGAGAUCAUGAGUCGUGGUCAGCAGCCAUUUUUCUGGCUGGAGAACCGAGACGUCAUCAACCAGCUGGAGCAAGGCAUCCGGCUCCCCAAGCCUGAGAACUGUCCUCCAGCUCUGUACUCGCUGAUGACCCGCUGCUGGUCCUAUGACCCAAGAGAGAGACCCACGUUCACCGAGCUGGUGGUCAAGAUCAGUGAUGUCCACAAGAUGGAGAAAGAGGAGGAGGAGGAGCGAGGGAGGGGGCUGAGAGAAAGAACGCGCUCCACCAAAUAUUUUGAACCCAAGUUCAAAUUUGACGAACCUCCUCCCAAGCCGUCCAGGAUGAAACCGGGCCGCUUCGGGAACACGCUCAGUAUCGGCCUCCACAUCCAGCUGAAUGAGGCCUUGUGUGCCAGCUCGCCUGACCUGGCCAGUCCGUCUGAAUACCAGUCCCCUGUGGACUCCAUGAACUCACUCACCUUACCUGUCCGGUCACCGAGACGUCGCAGCAUGGGGGAGAGUGAGUUCAUGCGAGCGGACGCCACCAGCCGAGGGGACGCCCAAAGGCUGUGGCAGCAAGAGCGCCACCACAUGCAGGACACUCUCCGCAUGCAGAAGGAGCAGAUGAUGGAGGAUGAAAAGUGGCUGGAGAAGGAGGAGAGACGCCUGGACCCCAUGGGCCCAGAAGAAACCACCAGCCCUGUGUUUGUUGACUCUGAUGGUGAAAAUGCUCCACCAGUCAAGCCUCCGAGACUCGCUGCUCAGCCCGCACCAACUGCUGAACUGGACCGCUCUGACGACAAAGUGUAUCAGUACGUCAUGGAUCUGGUCAAAGUAGUGGUGCAGCUGAAGAACGACAUCCCUGACCUGCAGCCUGACCAGUACAUCACCAUCGUAAAGUCGGUGGGCUUGGCACUCCGGGACCUGAUCCACAGCGUGGAUGAGAUACUUCCAACUCUACACGACUCGGUCAAGACGGAGAUCGAGGGAACCCAAAAGCUGCUGAACAACGACAUGGCCGAGCUGAUCAGCAAGAUGAGGCUGGCCCAGCAGAACGCCAUCACCUCCCUGAAAGAGGAGUGCAAGAAGCAAAUGCUUGCUGCCGCUCACACUCUCGCCAUGGACAGCAAAAACAUGCUGGAUGCCGUGGACCAGGCUCGAGUCCGGGCCAACCUGGCCAAGCCUGUGGCUCCCUAGUGAGGACUCCUUGUGAUACGAACUGUCAGACUCUCAAACGCUGCCAAGUAAUCCGAACUCUUUGUGUAAAUGGUUUCUCUGUGAAGUGUGUGAUGAUGCUCAACAUUCAAGUGCUUAAGAAAGGGAAGCCAAAAAUAAAUCCAUCUCCCUCUCUCAUCGGUUCACUUCACCUUAAUCGCCUCUUCUACUGACUUUAAUUUGACUCCAGAAGGAGGUGUGAGUCACCUUGGUGGCGCUGGAUAUGACUCACCUGUCGAGACAAUCCGUGUCCAGAACCAUAGAGAGAUCUUCUGGGCCUUUUUUCAUUUAUGAUUUUAUCGUUCUGGAGUUUCAACUUUACAUUUUUAUGUUAGAUUAGAUGAGAUGUCCUUUAUUUGUCCAACAGUGAGGAGAUUCAAUUUGUUUUGUCUUAUUAUUUUUUCAUCUUUGCUGGAUCUCUCAUGACCUGUUUCCCCCUAAUACUUUCACUCUUUCAGUCUCUUACUCUUUGUUUGUUUGUUGUAGUACUCACUUACAUUUUAAUUUAAUCAACCUUUAAAGAUAUUAAUAUGUGACAUAUUAAUAUAUCAAUUAAAAAGGAGCGUGUGUUUUAUAGAACGAAUGAUAUAGCACAAUUCCUGCAUCGUGUAAAUGUUUGUAAUAUACCUUUCAAAUCGUGACAAUUUCACAAAUGAUUUAUAAUAAAAAAAAUGUAUAGCC
Molecule: messenger RNA, 3868 nt
Organism: Synchiropus splendidus (mandarinfish)
Lineage: Eukaryota; Metazoa; Chordata; Actinopteri; Syngnathiformes; Callionymidae
Gene: ptk2bb
Product: protein tyrosine kinase 2 beta, b
Exons: 31
Coding region: 176-3169 (997 amino acids)
Biological process (GO): signal complex assembly; protein phosphorylation
Cellular component (GO): cytoskeleton; focal adhesion
Molecular function (GO): ATP binding; protein tyrosine kinase activity
Source: RefSeq, a predicted model, not a curated record